Messenger RNA from Hyphopichia burtonii NRRL Y-1933, 648 nucleotides. It is a transcript of the gene SEC22, whose product is annotated as SNAP receptor. Gene Ontology annotation, molecular function: SNAP receptor activity. Gene Ontology annotation, cellular component: Golgi membrane; ER to Golgi transport vesicle membrane; SNARE complex. The record is from RefSeq and is a predicted model, not a curated record. The transcript has 2 exons. Lineage: Eukaryota; Fungi; Ascomycota; Pichiomycetes; Serinales; Debaryomycetaceae. Gene Ontology annotation, biological process: endoplasmic reticulum to Golgi vesicle-mediated transport; vesicle fusion with Golgi apparatus; retrograde vesicle-mediated transport, Golgi to endoplasmic reticulum. The coding region runs from base 1 to 648 and encodes 215 amino acids.
AUGGUUAAAUCUACUAUAAUCUACCGUUACGAUGCACUCCCGUUAUGUGGAUCGGUCGACGACAAUAAUGAUCCAGCCUUGAUGGAACAAAAGAAGAAGUGUAAGUUGAUAAUUAGUCGAAUCACUCCUAAUAGUGAACCGCAAGCUACCAUUGAGUCCGGGGCUUUCAACAUUCACUACUUGAUCUCCAAUUCGAUUAUUUAUUUAAGUAUUUGUGAUAAAUCCUAUCCAAGAACAUUAGCAUUUUCAUAUUUAUCAGAAGUAUCCCACGAAUUUCAAAACUCCCACGGUCAAGAGGCAUUGAGCAAUGGUGCAAGACCAUUUGGGUUCAGUUCAUUUGAUAAUUUCUUGAGUAAAACCAAGAAGAUUUACCAAGAUCAAAGAGCUCAAUCGAAUAUUGAUAAAUUGAAUACUGAUCUUGCUGAUGUUAAGAAAGUUAUGACUAAAAAUAUUGAAGACUUAUUAUACAGAGGAGACUCUUUGGAUAAAAUGAGCGAUUUAUCCUCAAGUUUAAGAAACGAUUCUAUCAAAUACCGUAAAAAGGCCCAAAGAAUCAACUUUGAAGCCAUGAUUAGACAAUACAUUCCAGUUGUUGGGGCUGGAUUAUUCUUUGUAUUUUUAGUUUGGUACAUUUUCUUAAGAUCUUAA